AGACACUCCUUUCACAGUAAAUAUCCACCGCCCCCCGCCGCUCUCUCCUCCUCUCCGUCUUCAAGAAUUCCGUCUCCUCACCGUCGAUUAUCCACCAACUCGUUCUUUCUCGUACCUGAAACCCUAAUCUUUGUAUUCGAAUUCUCAAUCAUGGGCGAGGAGGCGGGCAGCGAUGACGAAUUCGACCGCCUCUCGGCUGCCGACGAUGUAAGCAGCGGCGGCGACGACGACGACGACGGCAGGGUUCUCGAGUGGGAGCUCGGCCUCCCUAGCGGCGAGGAGCUCACUCCACUGUCCCAGCCCUUGGUACCGCCGCAGCUUGCCUCGGCUUUUAGCGUCAAGCCAGAGCCCGCCCGGACUGCGCUCGACGUCCAUCGGGCCUCCCAGUCCACCAUCUUCGGCCUCCGCCGCGUCGCCCCCUCCUCCGAUGCCUUCGCCGCCUUCAGAUCCUUCUCCCCCUUCCCGCCCGCCGCCGCUGAUGAAACCGUGGCCUUUGAGGGCGACGAUCCGGUGGUCGCCGGUGAGUCUUCAGGCAAAAUCCCACUUUUUGGGCCCAUUUCCCCCUGCGCUGAAUCGCCGGAGGCGGAACCGUCUACUCCCCAGCCGGACGAUUCGAGCGACGACCACUCCGCGAGGGCCCUGAAGCGGCCGCGCCUCGUCUGGACGCCGCAGCUCCACAAGAGGUUCAUCGAUGUGGUCACCCAUCUGGGGAUCAAGAACGCGGUGCCGAAGACCAUCAUGCAGCUGAUGAACGUGGAGGGACUGACGAGAGAGAACGUCGCGAGCCACCUCCAAAAGUAUAGGCUUUACCUGAAAAGAAUGCAAGGAAUCCCAGACGAGGGGCCCUCGCCAUCGGAUCACUUGUUCACCUCAACGCCGCCGGCGACACAGAGUCUUCACGAGCAACAUGUCCACACGCCCAUGCGGUAUGCCAUGCCGGCUAUGUUCUCAAUGCCAGUCUUUGGAAUGGCUCCUCCACAUGGACAUGGUCGUCCGAUCACAAUGGUGCCGGCUGUACACAAUCACGGAAAUGGAGCUCAUCAUGCGUUUGAGCCACAGCAUCCUUAUGGAGCUUUCAGCGAGCGGCACAAGGAUUGAUUGCUACUUGAUCACACUAUGAUGUGCUUAAAUGGUGAAUGAAGGACUCCUAAUUUGACAGGAAUACGGGAAGGCCUAGAUGGUUACGGCUUAGGUUAUGAAUUAUGAACUUGAGCUUGUCUUUUGAAGUCUAAAAGAAAUGUUAGCAAUAUCAGAGUCAAGAAAUCAUGCCUAUACAAUUGAGUCAAUAGAUGUUCUGUUUUUCUGCCAGUUUCCAAAUAUUGUUGAUAUUUGGUUCGAGUAGUUUUGAAAGGGGAACGCUUCCAUAGAAAAAAACCGGACUCAUGCUAUCUGGUUAUUGCUGUAUUAAUUCACCGUUAAUGCUGCUUUAUAUAUUAUUUAAUGAUCUUUGUACACAAA
Musa acuminata AAA Group (dessert banana) is the source of this 1458-nucleotide messenger RNA. Its product is annotated as transcription factor PCL1-like. Lineage: Eukaryota; Viridiplantae; Streptophyta; Magnoliopsida; Zingiberales; Musaceae. Bases 151 to 1098 code for a protein of 315 amino acids. The transcript is spliced from 2 exons. Gene Ontology annotation, molecular function: DNA binding; DNA-binding transcription factor activity. Gene Ontology annotation, biological process: regulation of DNA-templated transcription. Gene Ontology annotation, cellular component: nucleus. The record is from RefSeq and is a predicted model, not a curated record.